Messenger RNA from Astyanax mexicanus (Mexican tetra), 3832 nucleotides. It is a transcript of the gene rigi, whose product is annotated as DEAD (Asp-Glu-Ala-Asp) box polypeptide 58. The transcript has 19 exons. The record is from RefSeq and is a predicted model, not a curated record. Gene Ontology annotation, cellular component: cytoplasm. NCBI's taxonomy places the organism in Eukaryota, Metazoa, Chordata, Actinopteri, Characiformes, Acestrorhamphidae. The coding region runs from base 47 to 2878 and encodes 943 amino acids. Gene Ontology annotation, molecular function: zinc ion binding; ATP binding; single-stranded RNA binding.
GCGGUGCUCAGCAGCUCCAGAGACUCCGGCUCUCCCGGCGGAGAAAAUGUACGAGCUGGAGAAACAGAACCUGCGGAUCUUUAGUAAAUAUAUCGUCCAGGUUUUACGACCGUCUUACAUCAAAGUGUUCCUGAGCGAGUACCUGGAUGAAGAGUCUGUGGAGCGAAUCCUCUCUGAGGAGAAGGCGUCGGUGACGUCUGCAGCUCAGAUGCUGCUGGACAAGAUGUUUCAGCUGGAGGCAGAGGGCUGGUUCCAAGCCUUUCUGGACACGCUGCUGGCCUCGGAGUACACAGGUCUGCAUGCCGCAGUCAGUGAUUGGAAUUUUGCUGAGCUGGAAGACCUGCAGGAUUGUAGGACGCUGCUGGACCGCGUUGAGCCGUCCAUCACCAAAAACAUGAAGCCCCGAGAGCUGCUCUCCCACCUGAGCGACUGCCUCACACACAGAGAGCGUGAGGAGAUCAGAGCGGUGGAGGAUCAGUGUGGAUGUGUGGCAGCGAGUGAGCGACUGGUGAAGAGUCUGAGACGCUGUGAUAAACAGUGGUUCAAAAUGCUGAAGACUGCUCUCUAUAACUGCAGCCAGAAACUCGCUCUACAGCUGCUGGAGCCUGAUGAGAGUGAGGAGAUGUGUGUGUCAGAAGAGUGUGAGGAGAACAUGGACACCAUGUCGACCGUGCGUUUUGAGUUUACAGAGGAUGGAGAGAGUAAUGAAGGCCUGCUGAAGAGCAUUAACGAGAUCAGUUCCUCUGACCAGCCCAGUGAAGGAGCAGGUAUCACAGCUGGUCUGGGGAGGUCAGCGGAAAAGAAGCUGAGAGAAUAUCAGAAAGAACUGGCCGAGGCCGCCUUCAGCGGACAGAACACCAUCAUCUGCGCUCCUACUGGUUGUGGAAAGACUAUCGUUGCCUUGGCAAUCUGUGAACAUCACCUCAAAAAGUUUCCUGGAAAGGCAAAGGUGGUGUUUAUGGCAACCAAGGUGGAAGUUUACGCACAGCAGUACAAACUCUUUAUAGAUCACUUCAGCAAAGACCCUGAUGUCAGAGUGACUGGUGUGUGUGGGGAUACAGAUGUAGGGGUGUGUCUGCGCUCUGUGGUGGACCGUAACGAGGUGGUAGUGCUGACCCCUCAGAUCCUGGUGAACGCUCUGCAGAAUAAAGACCUGCCGUCUCUGGAUGUCUUCACUCUGCUGCUGCUGGACGAGUGUCACAAUACCACGGGAAAACACCCCUACAACAACAUCAUGAGCCGCUACCUGGAUACCAAACUCACCAGCAGCGCACACACACUGCCACAGGUGGUGGGUUUUACAGCAUCAGUAGGUGUCGGAAGUUUUAAGAACCAGCAGGAGGCAGAGAUGAACAUUUGCCACCUGUGUGCCAACCUGGACACCAGAGUUAUCGCCACCGUUACCAAGAACAUAGAUGAGCUCAGAUCAUAUGUACACAUACCUGAGAAAGAAUUUUUUGAGGUACCUGCAUCCCCCAUCUCGGACCCCUUCAUCAGGAUCAUCAGAAACAUCAUGUGUAACAUUGAACAGCUGGCCAAGAAGAUCUAUGACAUAGAUUCUCUCUCACCCAUUCUGAAUCGUGAUUAUGGCAGUCAGAAGUAUGAGCAGUGGAUUGUGGACGUUCAGAAGCGCUGUAAGCUACUGCGGCUGACUGACCCUGAGCAGGAGAGAAGAGUCUGCAGGGCUUUAUUCAACUACACUGAGCACCUGCGAAAAUAUAACGACGCUCUGAUCAUUAACGAGGACGCUCGGACCAAAGACGCUCUGGAUUAUCUGCAGGCCUUCAUCGAGCAGGUCCGCAAGGCCGGCUACGACAGCACAGAGAGAACGCUCACUGCAUUCUUCGAUGUUCAGAGGGAGCAGUUGCUGCAUUUGGCCACAGAGGGGCAGGAGAACCCUAAACUACAGGAGCUAAAGUUCAUCCUGGAGGAAGAAUAUCGUAAUAACGAUCAAACCCGCACCGUGCUGUUUGUCCGGACAAGAGCCCUCGCUGAUGCUCUGAAAAAGUGGAUAGAUGAGACGGAUUCUCUCAAGUUUUUAAAUCCUGGAGUUUUGAUUGGACGAGGAAGAAAAUCUUCCCAGAUGGUGGGCUCAGGGAUGACGCUGACCAGUCAGAAGGGCGUUCUGGACUCCUUUAAAACUUCUGACCACAUUAAGAUCCUAAUCGCCACCUCCGUUGCUGACGAGGGCAUCGAUAUCCCACAGUGCAACCUGGUGCUCAUGUAUGAGUACGUGGGCAAUGUGGUGAAGAUGGUGCAAGUUCGAGGUCGUGGCAGGGCUGCGGGCAGUAGAUGUUUUCUGAUCUCCAGCAGGAAUGAGCGUAUUGAAAAGGAGAAGCAGAACAUGGAGAGAGAGAAAAUAGUAGAGAAAGCCAUCGUCAGCCUGCAGGCAUCACCUGAGACACUCCAGGCCAAGGUGAAAUUGUUUCAGAGGGAAGACAAGGCCAGUAGAGAUUUUGAGAGCCGAAGUCCAGAGAAGCCUCGGACAGUGGGCAGUUAUAAGCUGCUGUGUGCAAAGUGUAACGCGUUUGCAUGUGUCAGUGAUGAUCUACGAGUGCUGAAGGAGUGCCACCACAUUAUCCUCGAUCACACUGUAUUUAAGCGCUGUGUCACUAACCCUCACCUCAACCCCAGGAGCUUUGAUGGAAUCACUAAAACACAGAAGAUGCUCUGCGCUGAGUGUAAACUGGACUGGGGCAUCAUUGCUUCAUAUCUCAACAUAAAGGAUCUGCCGAUUGUGAAAAUUGAGAGUUUCGUGGUUCAGGACGUCGCCACACAGAGAAAACAUUACUUCAGGAAGUGGCGUGACGUGACAUUUGCCAUGCGAGAAUUCGAGCUGACAGAGAUAACUCCAGAAACGUGGGGGCCGAGAGAAUAGAGACAGUAAUAGAAAGCAAAAAAUACAUAAAAUCACACUUCUUCAAACUAUUAUUACUAUUAUUACUGCAGUGAUGACAUUUAAAGUUUUUUAUAAUGAACCAUACAACGAUACAACAAUGUCUAAUAGAGUGUGUUUUAAAAAUUAAGCAUUUACGACCUUUAAAUGAGAACAACUCCACGAAUUUGAUCUGUUCGAACACACUAAAUUCAUAUGCAGUUUUUUAUGUAAAAUCAUAUGUUUUGAAAACUCCAGUAUGACCUGUUUUAAAUCAUAUAUAGAGAGAGUUUGUUUGUUCGUUUGUUUAUUUACAUGGAAUUCAUUUCUAGAGUCAAAGUCAAUCAUGCACUGCAUUAAUGUACUUCAUUAUGUGAGUUACUGACUGUGUGUUUUACAGAGACUCUUAAAAAUAAAUGUGCCUCAAAAGGCUAUUUGGAGCUAUGCCAUAGAAUAACAUUGGUUCCGUACGGAGCUCUUGUUGGAAAAGCUUUGUUUUAAAGUUUAAAUAACUUUUAGAUGUUGUAAAUGUUCUGGACUAAAUUGUCCUUUAAUUAGAGAUGUGUAGUGACGACAUAGAACUACUUCACUUAUGUCCCUAAGUACUAAAAUUCUGAAUCUGUAUCUACUGUAUUACUUCCUAUUUUUAGUUAGUUUAAUACUUUUACUCUAAUUCAUGUUGCAUCGUUACUUGUUACAGUUAUAAAAAUGUUACGAAUCCUUCCAAACCCAUGGUAGAUGCUCUGCACUGUCACUGGGUUUAAUAAAGCUGCUCAUCACUGAGGGAAUCAAGUGAUCAUGCUUGGGCUGCUCCCGUUCUGCCUUUUGCUCUGCUGCCUGCUUUUAAUAUGAUACAUUUAGUAGCCUUUAUUUGUAAGUGUAUAUUGUGAAGAGUUUGAUCCUGGAUACUAUACUGCAUUAAAUCUAAUCUGCUCAUUAAAUUGUUUUGUGUCUUUA